GAAGACAGUAAUCGGUGCACAUCCAAACGAGAGAACGCAGCGUUUCUUGAAUCUGGCUUCGAUUACGGCAGCAUUGACGGAGAGCCAGCGGAUUCUAACAGCGGCCAGUGGGACUUUUUGGCUACUAAGUACAAGUCUACCAACAGCGACGAGUUGUUGCCGGAGUAUGGCGCCUCCAAUACCGAGGGCUCACUGGCAUCAUUACAAUUGGAGAUGCAAAAAGAUGAAGCAGAGGCAGAAGAUGGGAAGUUAUCCGGUGCUCGCCUUGAAAGUGUCAUCGACGCCGCACUGACGGACAUUGCAAGUGCAUGGAAGCAGAAGUUCCUGCCCGUAAGAGAAGAAAAACGCGCAUGGAGCGUUUGGAGGCAGACACGCCGGAGUCGUGUGAUCCGCGACGGUUUGAUCGAGGGCGCGGAACGUAGGAUCCAACAUCUCGAGCACCGUGUUCACAAAUUCAAAGAAGAAAUGCAUAGAGACGAGUGGCAGACGGAGAAGGAAGUGACUAAGCAAUGCCAGGCCAUGGACCUUACUAUUCAGGAUAUCGAAGAAGAACGAUGGAAGAUUGACGUAUGGCAAAGGACAAGAGAGCCGCAUCACAUCAUUAAGCAUGGUGAACGCAACUUUCCUGGACCCAAAUCUACUAAUACUGGCAAACCACAAAAGUUGCCCUUGAUUCACCCCAACGAUAGGCUUAGCGUAGAGCCAGAUCCUGGAGCCGAUGAGGAUGACUUUCACUCUGCUCAAGGCGAACAGAGCCCGGUGCCGCUUGAGGGCCCAGGACAGGACGAGGAUGAGGAUGCAUCCGACGAAGCCUCCGAACAGGACGAAGAUGCGGACUUCCUCGAUGAUUCGGCGUCGCUUUUAGCAGAGUCACCCAAUCCACCAAUAGAAGCGGAUGUGUCAGAAACCGCCGAGCAGGAUUACGAAAUGCUGGACCCGCCUGUAGAGUCUGAGCAUUCAGAGUACGAGCCUGAAUUCUCAUCUCCUAGCAUCACAGCUCGACAAAGUAACGCUCGCCGUCAUGAAACACAGUUGACAGACACGGGCGGCGGCACAGAGUCUGAAGUUCUGCCUAGCCCAAAUUCCUUUGGCUUCCAAAAGCGAGUGAAGCAGGAGAACAGGACGCCGUCGAAGUCUCGAACGUUUAUGAGUUCGUCUGCGGACGCUAUCGUCAUAUCUUCGGACUCGACUCCUGGAAAAUCAAAGCGAAGCAAGAAGCACGACCUCAAAUAUCAUGGUGAGCCCGAGAGUGCUACCGCGCAAGAUGUGGCCACCUGGGACAUCGAUGUGCUGAAGUCGUUACUCGACAGAAAGCGGAUACUGAUCAAGCUCCUCGCCACGUUGAUACCGCAACAGCGAGAAGAUAUCAAACAAAGUAUGCUUGGUUUGAAAAGGAAUGGGUACUGGAAACAGGUAUGGAAUGUCCUCAAAGUCCUCCGAAGAGACUUCUCCGGAAGUGAUCAAGACAAGGUCGUGGUACUCUCGACAAAACUUUUCCUGGCCUUCCACUUUUGUGAACCGGACAUAUAUUUCAAUGGUAGCCGCCAAAGUAUCAACUGGGAAUCUGCUAUAAGCGACGAGGCCUCAAUAAGGUAUUUCUGCCAGAUGCUCGCCCUGUACUUGGACACACCUGGUUUGUGGCCCCCAGAAAGCAAGUCGCAGUCGUUGCCGGGUCGGUUUAGUUCCAGAGGACUCACUAAGGUUAUCGACCUUUCGAGUUCAUCGGACUUGGACGAUGGGCGGCUCGCAGGCACUCCCAGGAAGAAGAACCAGAAGAUAGUAAAGCUCAACGCCAAUGCAGAACAGUCCCAGGCUGCAGCUUUUCGCCGCCAGCAGAAAUUCAAGGAGAUGCAAAGCGAAGGCUCGAAUUCCAAGGAGCUCCGAGCUAUGAUACAGGCAGAUCCGAGCAAUUCGACCGUUGCCAUCAACCCGCUGGCAUCUCUGGAUGAUGGAGAAGACUACAUCUUUGUCGACAAGAAAAUUGCAAGUGCUCUCAAAGAGCACCAGAUCGAAGGUAUCCAGUUCAUGUGGCGUGAGCUCACAGCGCAAGGGAGUGACGGCGGGCAAGGCUGCAUUUUGGCGCACACCAUGGGCCUUGGAAAGACGCUGCAAACAAUUGCCACGCUUGUCGCCCUCAACGAGGCUACUCGAUCGGAGAAUCCUCGCGUCUACAAGCAAGUGCCAGAACACUUGCGCCCUCCUGAUAUUCGGGAAAGACAACUGCGCAUGCUGAUCAUCUUGCCCGCUGCUCUGAUCCAAAAUUGGCGCAGAGAGAUCAGAACAUGGGCACCCCACGUAUUUACCAACAUCUUUACAGUCGAAAGCGUACCUUCUCGCAGGCCGGAACAGACUAUCGACGAGCUCGAAGGUUGGUUCAAUAUCGGUGGUAUACUGUUUAUGACUUACGGCUUGUUCCAAAGGUAUGCCAAUUGGAGAGACCCAGAAGCUGAAGCAAAGCGAAAACCUGCAGCCAAGCUUGCACCGUUCGGCACGAAACUCGACAAAUACUUGAUCAAGGGACCCGAGAUAGUCGUCGCCGAUGAAGUCCACAGCCUGAAGAACCCCAAGGCAAAAGUGACUCGGGCUGCGCAAAGCAUUCAUACCGAGAGCAGGAUCGGUCUUACGGGUACUCCUAUGAGCAACGACGUUGACGAGAUCUACUCCUUGGUCUCAUUCGCCGCGCCGAACUACCUGGGCGAGAAAACGUGGUUCAAUCAGACCUACUCCAACCCGAUCAAGGAAGGCAAUCGCAAAGACAGUGAGCCUUCCGAUGUGCGGAGAAUGUUGAAGAAGCUUGCUGUGCUUCGCAAUCAAAUUGAGCCAAAGGUGCAUCGAGCUGACAUUAACGUUCUGCGUGGGUCGCUCAAACCGAAGCUGGAGUUCGUGAUUAUAAUGCCACUGUCUGAUAUCCAGCGGGUGACAUACAAGAAGUACCUCGCAGCCUUGAGCAAGGACGAGAGCAAUCUCAACAAGAUCGUGAGCCAGACAAGGAUAUUUGCAUGGCUCGCAGCACUCACUCUUCUGAUGAAUCAUCCACUUGCAUUCAAGCGCAAGCUUCUGAUGCAUCAGACGAAGAAGACAUUGCAGAGAGAGUCCACGCCCUCUGGUAUUGACCUUGAAGACCUUGAUAUGGAUGAAGCUAUCCAAUCACUGGCCUUUUCCAACAAGGUCAAGCAGGACAUUGUCGCCGGCAUAGACGACAACCUUCGAGCUGAAUCUUCUAUGAAGAUGUUAAUGCUCCUCCGCAUCAUCCGUCACGCUGGAAAGUGCCACGACAAGAUACUCGUAUUCUCUGGAAGCAUUCCUACACUCGACUACGUAGAAGAGCUUCUCCGCAAAUCUCAUAUUCAGUGUGGUCGUAUCGAUGGGAGUGUAGCCAUAUCGAAACGCCAGCCCAUCAUCAAUGCCUUCCACAAAAGUGAGAAUGGGGUCUUGCUCAUGUCCACUAAAGCUGGAGUCGGUCUGAACAUCCAAGGAGCGAACCGCGUCGUCAUCCUCGACUUUGGUUUCAAUCCGUCACAUGAAGAGCAAGCUGUAGGCCGUGCAUAUCGCUUAGGUCAGACUAAGCCAGUGUUUGUGUAUCGUCUGAUUAUUGGCGGUACUUUCGAGGACAACAUCUACGACAAACAGAUGUUCAAGACGUCACUCACACAGCGAGUUGUAGAUAAGAAGAACCCACGCCGGAUUGCGUUCGGAACCGCCGGCGAUUGGCUGUAUGAGCCUAAAGAGACACCACAGGAUGAUCUGCAGCAGUGGCUCGGGAAAGACGAGGCCGUGCUGCAUAAGAUACUCCGGAGGCAGCUCAAAGAUGGCGAGAGCUACGCUGGACCGCAGAUCCGCAAGCUCACAACCAUCGAGACUCUACAAGAGGACGCUGCUGAUGAGCCACUGAACGAGGAGGAGCAGAGAGAGGUCAAGGAAGAGCUUGCAAUGCGUCGGAACAUGCGGCAAUAUGAAAAGCAAGCUGCCAAAGCUGGACAAUCGGCAAGUCAAGCUGGACUGUCGGCAAGUCAAGCUGCACUGCCUCGAUCAACGCCAUAUGCCUUCACAUUCGCCGGAACACCUGCUCGGGACAGGCCUCCCAUCAGGCUGAAAAUGGUGACCAAGCCAGUGCAACCACAUGGUCUGCCAGUUGUGGGUAAGAACCGCAAUCCGCCAGCGACUAUGCCACCACCUCCAGCAGCGGUCCCAAAUAGCUCGCACCAGUCACAAUAUGGAAGCGCUGCUCGUCCCUCGUCCACAGGCGCGCAGCCAGGCACGCACGGUCUGCCUUCUUCAUUCUAA
This is a messenger RNA of Sphaerulina musiva SO2202, 4284 nucleotides long. RefSeq names its product SNF2_N-domain-containing protein. The record is from RefSeq and is a predicted model, not a curated record. The coding region runs from base 214 to 4284 and encodes 1356 amino acids. NCBI's taxonomy places the organism in Eukaryota, Fungi, Ascomycota, Dothideomycetes, Mycosphaerellales, Mycosphaerellaceae. Gene Ontology annotation, molecular function: ATP binding; ATP-dependent chromatin remodeler activity; ATP hydrolysis activity. Gene Ontology annotation, cellular component: nucleus. The transcript has 2 exons.